UUGAGAUUUAUUAUACUUAAGUUCCAUGAAGCGGACAAGUGUGACCACUUCUAACCAAUAUUACUAACGACAGUUCCAGCCAUUUCUUCGAUUGUUUCAUAUCGAGUGUGAUGUUAUACAAAUAGUGACGUUACGCAAGGUUAAUACCAAAAUUUAUCAACCUGAUAAAAAGUAAUAUUCACCGAGACCGCAGCAAAACUUUACAAGUACUUCUUCGUCAACUAGAAAAAAAGAAAAACCAUAAGUGAUACAACAAACAUGUCUUGGACCUUUAAAAUACAGGGGAUUUAUUCACCUACGGACACUAAAUCGGCCCGAAAUGGAAACAUAUCCCUUUAAUCCUAUAUAAACCCUGAGACAUAAAUCCAUGUACGAGACGUACAUGUAUCAUUGACGGUAACACCGACCGACCGAACCAUGACCAGGGCUGACAAUCCAACGUAUCUCUGAUCUACAGAUCGCAUUGUUCCAUUCUAAUCAAAUAUCACGGUACAAUAUCUUGAGCGAUUGGUGUGGGUUUUGUUUUGGUGAUACCUCUAGGUAAAUCGGCGUACGUGUCACAUGCUGCUGGAUGUGGACAUUUUGUGUGCGCGUGCGGCACUGCGUCAGGUACCGUUUCCGAUUGAGCUGUGGGAUGCGGUGCUGGGCGAGGUACCGGUUCCUGGUAUAUCCGGUUUCCUGUUGGAUUCUCAUGGCCACCACCGCGUACACUGUUUACAAUAUGACGGGUAAGCCUAGACAAGUCCACCCAGGCACUGUAACUACCAAAGCUCAGCAGUCGAUGGUCCUGGUAGUGGCGUACAUGCGCAGUGGUUCGAGUUUUUUGGGCGACAUCCUCCAGCAGCACGACUCCAGUUUUUAUGUUUAUGAACCUCUGAAGGAUGCCGUGGACAGUAUCGACAACAACCGGACUAUAGCCUUCUUAAAUGGGACAGAAAGGUAUAUUCAUACAGCAGAGGAAAAGAUUUCAUUCUUUGUGGACAGUUUGUACAACUGGUUCACCUGUAACUUUAAAGACCUUGACAUUGGUACUCUGACUAGCAGUUACCUGUUGUACUACAGCAGGAGGACAAGAACUUACUCUGGGUGUCUCAAACGAUACAAUCACUCCCUGGACGGAAUUGGCUACUGUCUUCAUCAUCUCAAAGCUACAUGUGUACCCGCCCAGCUAAGGGCUAUCAAGUCCAUCAGGAUCAACAUGGAUACUGUGUAUCUACUACAGCAGCGACUUCCAUAUCUCAAGGUCAUUCACGUCAUCCGUGACCCCAGAGGUAUCAUGAACUCUAGGUUCAAGGUCAAACUAUCAAAUUGGAUAAAUCUAGAAACAGAAGUUAAUGAACUGUGUAAAAGAAUCACUAAAAAUUUAGAAAUGGCUGCUCAUAUAAAUGAGAAAUACAUGUAUAUAAAAGAAAUUGUGUAUGAACUAUUGGCAGAACAUCCAAUAGCAAUCUCUGAAGAUAUUUACAUAUUUGCUGGACUUGAGUUCAGCCCUGCAGUGAUGAAGCGUGUGUACCGAAUCACCCAUUACCCGCCACUUGCCCGCGACUGUGACUGGUGUACGAAGAAAUCUAACUCCACCAAGACAUCGCUAAUGUGGAGGACACAGAUAGAAGUGGAGCAUGCCUUUGUUAUAGACACUCAGUGUGAUGACUUAUAUAAGAGGAUAGGAUACCUACCUGUACAGGAUCUACAACAGCUCAGAAACCUUAACAUUCCCCUUCGUCUGAAGAUCCUUCCUUCAGGCCCUUUGUGACGUCAAAUUCAAUAAAUCGGUCAGAUUCACAAAACUGCCUGAUUACAUUCUUAUUUCUAAUGUUUUCAUACACUGUAUUUCCUCUAAAUUAUGUUUUACAUUUUCUGCAAUUCAGUCAUUGAGGAAAGUGACAAGGACAUUUCAUCAAAUUUUAUUAUUUAAAUAAACAACAUACUAUCAUUCCAUUUUGCAUAAAUGUUUAUUUCACUAUUAAAAAUUGACUUUAGACUCUUCAAGUCACAAAAUAUCAUGUUGUGAAGUAGAUCUACUAUACAGACAAAGUAAAUAUCAACACACAGGUACAUUUAAACAAAACCUGCUUGUCAACAUACACCUGGUAGUUAUUGUCAAUUAAAAAAGUCGGUUGUCAACAACUCAGACUGACAACCUUCAUACAAGAUACGUGUGUUUAUCAGCAAGAUUCUCAAUGGAAACAAUAAGGAUAUUUGGCUGAAAUCUGUAUCUUUAAUAUAACCUGCAUAUCAUGAUACUGCUUUGGUAAAUCAAAAUAAAAACAGAAAGUCAAGAAAAAA
Pecten maximus is the source of this 2286-nucleotide messenger RNA. RefSeq names its product carbohydrate sulfotransferase 5-like. The transcript is spliced from 3 exons. NCBI's taxonomy places the organism in Eukaryota, Metazoa, Mollusca, Bivalvia, Pectinida, Pectinidae. The record is from RefSeq and is a predicted model, not a curated record. The coding region runs from base 572 to 1753 and encodes 393 amino acids. Gene Ontology annotation, biological process: sulfur compound metabolic process; N-acetylglucosamine metabolic process. Gene Ontology annotation, molecular function: N-acetylglucosamine 6-O-sulfotransferase activity.